Molecule: messenger RNA, 4998 nt
Organism: Scleropages formosus (Asian bonytongue)
Lineage: Eukaryota; Metazoa; Chordata; Actinopteri; Osteoglossiformes; Osteoglossidae
Gene: rela
Product: v-rel avian reticuloendotheliosis viral oncogene homolog A
Exons: 11
Coding region: 565-2421 (618 amino acids)
Biological process (GO): positive regulation of transcription by RNA polymerase II; inflammatory response; non-canonical NF-kappaB signal transduction
Cellular component (GO): nucleus; cytoplasm
Molecular function (GO): DNA-binding transcription factor activity, RNA polymerase II-specific; RNA polymerase II cis-regulatory region sequence-specific DNA binding
Source: RefSeq, a predicted model, not a curated record
UAGCAGGCGCGUUAGCUCGGCGGCUACUACUAGCUACUACUAGCGCCCUUGUUAGCCCGUUAGCUCUACUUCGCCUUUUCCAGGGAAAACCCCGCCGCUGUUUUCGGAGCCGCGGCGCUUGAACAAGCAAGCACUUUCUUACGCUCUCUUUGACUUGUGAGCGGAAUGACGCCUUUGUUUCCUGUUGUUGUUGGUGCUAAACACGCAGCGAGUUCGUGUCGCGCUCUGCGUUACUUUUGCUUCUCUUCUCGCUCUCUGCCGAAGGCGAAGCUUCCCGACCGACGACGACGUGUCGUGUGCUGUGCUGCGCUGCUCGGUCGGUUAGGCCGCGAAGGAGCCGCCAGCAGCAGCACUGCAGCGCCACGGCCAAGUUGUACCCAGUUUUGCGGCGCUCCUUCAGUCCUUCGCGUCCUUGCAGCCUUACUUAACGCUUCCAAUUUUACUUGGUUUGACAGUAACUGACCGCGUGCUCUUGUUCCUGCCCUGCCCUGCCCGCUAGGUGGCCGCUUAGUUUUACCGCUCCCCUUAUUCUAAUUCUGGUAAAGUAGACCGUGUCUUUUUGAGAUGCGAUUUCAGCCGUAUCGGAAGGACGUCAUGAUGACAGUGAAGCACUACGGAAUGUACAGUUGGGGUCAGACCUCUAAAGGUAACCCCUACAUUGAGAUCAUUGAACAGCCCAAAGCGAGGGGAAUGCGCUUCAGGUACAAAUGUGAGGGCAGGUCUGCUGGCAGCAUCCCAGGGGAGAAGAGCAACGACACGACCAAGACACACCCAGCUAUCAAGGUUCAUAAUUAUAAUGGCCCCAUUCGCGUGCGCAUCUCCCUGGUGACUAAGAAUGCGCCAUACAAGCCACACCCCCAUGAGCUGGUUGGAAAGGACUGCAAGCAUGGCUACUAUGAGGCUGACCUGCAGGAAAGGCGUGUCCACAGCUUUCAGAACUUGGGCAUACAGUGUGUGAAGAAAAAGGAUGUGGCUGAAGCUAUUGCCUGCAGGCUGCAGACAUUGAACAACCCUUUUAACGUUCCAGAAGCUGACAUUUGGUCGGAGGAGUAUGACUUGAACACGGUGCGACUGUGUUUCCAGGCCUCCAUCCUCCUCCAGAGCGGAGAGCGGUACUCCCUGGAGCCCGUUGUGUCCCAGCCCAUCUAUGACAACCGAGCUCCCAACACAGCAGAGCUGAAGAUCUGCAGAGUAAACCGUAACUCUGGGAGUUGUCGUGGAGGGGAUGAGAUCUUUCUGUUGUGUGACAAAGUGCAGAAAGAGGACAUUGAGGUCCGCUUCUUUCGGGACUCCUGGGAGGACAAGGGUUCCUUCUCCCAGGCAGAUGUGCACAGACAGGUGGCCAUCGUCUUCCGCACGCCUGCGUACAACAACACGAACCUCAACGAGCCCGUGCAGGUGAAGAUGCAGCUGCGCAGGCCGUCUGACGGAGAAGUCAGUGAACCCAUGGACUUUCACUACCUGCCUGCUGAACCAGAUGAGUACAGGCUGAUGGAAAAGAGGAAACGUACAGAGGGAAUGUUCCAGAAUCUCAAGCUUGGUCCCAUUAUGUCAACAGGUUCUACUACUGGAGAGAGGCGACCCUUCACCACUGCCAAGAGAACAGUUACCGUCUCCAAACCUUCCACUGUCAUGGUGCCACCAGUGAAUGCUGUGGUGCCCAUGGUGUCCAACUCCCAAAUCAAGCCUGAGCAGAUCUUCGGUCCACAGCCAGGCCAGUUAUUCUCCCAGCCAAAGCCGGUGGCGACCACCAGCAACACCUGGUUUCAGCCUCAACCCAAAGCCACUGCAGCCACCAACUUCCCUCCUACUGUCUCUGCUCCCUCACAGUCCCAAGACUACUCCACUGUUAACCUGUCUGACCUCUACGGCUACAAUUUCUCCCCCUUCCCUGCCGCAAAGGAGCAGGGAGCAAAGGCUGACAACCGUUUUGGAAGCAGCACUGCAAGCGUAGUGCCCACAGAGGCUCCUCCUGCAGCAGAGUCCUCUAACACUUCCACUCUCUUGGAGGCACAACUAAGAGCGGAGCCCACUUUGUGUGACGUGGAGCUACAUGAUUUCCAUAGCUUCUCCGAGGUGCACACGUCCGGCACGCUAGACAGCAUCAACACAGAGGACUUUCAGGCGCUGUUGGGUCAGACCGGGGACAGCGCUGGCACAGUACCUGGAUUGGGACCCUCUACCUCGACCCACAAUGCCCCUGACUUGUCUGCUGACCAAACGAGCAGCAGCACAUGGAUGACCUACCCCAACAGCAUCAUUAAUCUGCUGCAGAAUGAAGGAAUAAUGGACAAUGUGCCAGCUCCCAGUUUCUCAGCGCUCGAGGACUUGGAUGAGUUUGGAUCCCUGGACGAAGACCGUCUCAUGUCCAUUUUUAACAGCACCAACCAAGCUGGCUUCAUGCCUGGACACCCCACUUAAGAUGACUUAUAGAACUGACCCCCAAAGAACAAGGCAGCACUCCUCUCCAGCUGCUGGGAAGACUUGCAAAUGUGUGUUUGCAGACAGUCAAAGGUGUAAUGAGGGUUGUGCUACUGACAGGAUGUUUUCUUUCUCUUAGUGAGCACACAUGUGUUAAGCACCCUGGUUAGACAUCUGUGUUAAAUACACAGGUAGAGAAAUAUAUAUAAAAAAAAAAAAAAAGGUUAUUAGCUUAUAUUUACAGGUCAUAAAUACUUUUUCUACUUUAUGGCUCCCUUUAAUUACAAAAAAUAUACACACACAUUCUUCAUUGGUAGAAUUCCAAUACGUUUACGCUGCAGGUCUUAAUACCCAGUUUAUCCCCCCCUCCCACUCCUUUUUGGCCCAACUGUUAAUGUUAAAUUUUGACCCAUAUUGAAGACUUGUGCAAACUUAAUGUUGAAAGACCUGUAUGUACAUAAAAACAGCAGCUGACCUGGAUGCCUUUACUGAAAUAGCAUGAAUGGAAUCAAGUGAACUAUCCAAGUCUCUUUAGAGGUACCCCUUGCAUUGUUUGAAUAUUAAUAUCCAAAUGAUGGAUAGUUAUUUUUUACUCCAUGUCAUUUACCUGACAUCUUUCUCCAAAGCAACUGACAGUGAUUUCCCAUUGAUACUGUAGGGCAUUUUACUGGAAAACUUCCGGGUGAGUACCUUGCUCAAAGGUGCUAUAGCAGGUGCAGAUUCACACCAGCAUCCUUCAGACUAGAAAGUGCUGAACGCUAUGCUAUGUGCUGCUGACAGGAAUGUGCCGUUUGAGUGCUUUACAGUAACCUGAUCAGGGUCUUUGCUAAAAGCAUUGUAGAGCUCUGCUGAUCACACAGUACAGUUUUACUGAGCAUUUUGUAGUUUUUGUCUCUGUCCAGAUUAAUAUGAACCCCUGUAUGUCCUGUUUUGUUAGAGAUUAUCUCUUACUUAUGUUUGAUUGAUUACUGAUUAUAUUGAUUUAAUGUGUCCAGUGAUUCAAACCACAUAAAAUCAAACAUGCUGGUGGAGCUUUGGGGGCUUUUUCGGUCUUGUGAAGCCCAAUUUGCGUUGGUCUGAUUGUUAGUGGUGUACCAUAGCACUGUUUAAUCUUUUUACUGAAACAUGAGCAGAACUGAACAAAUUACCAUUGAUCCUCAUUUGGAUAAAGUGAUUCCUGAAUUUUUGAGAUUGGCCAAGACCAAUUAUAUUGAUGUAACAGCUGUAUAAUUGGGGGGAGUGACUGCAUUGCUGGUCCUUCUAUUACAGGCAUUUCUGGAAUAAAACAAGUUCAGGUUAACCAAAUUUUAAAGGUGAUGCAUUGAAAUGAUUCCUUCGUGUUGUUCCAGUACUUUGUUUAAAAUUUGAACCUUGUGUUUCAUUCAAUAAAACAUGAUUAGAUCUGCAACCGAAACAGCACACACAAUACCCAAGGACCAUGGUGGUUGACCAGUAAAGGAUUUUAUACAGCAUUAUAAAAUACCUACAGGUUUGAAAACAGAUCUGAUGUUCAAAUACUAUGUAUAUUUAAAAUCUGGAGAAAAAUUAUUAGCUGAUUUUUUGCAUUGAUGUAAACGCAGCAGAAAUACACACCUGAUAGCCUGUUUCAGACACAUUUGUGGUAGGCUGAUGUUGGGCUCCUCAGUCUUGUAUGAUAUGUAAUACACUGGAUCAUUCAGUUGCCUUGGUUUAUUCACAUUUAUAGAUACAGUAAUUACAAACUGAUCAGUGAUGAACUGGCUGAAUUUCAUAGUUAUGUAAAUGGGAAAUCUGUGAUGCAGCACCUGUUUGAACAGGAGUACAUUGUUCAGUUUGUCACUGACUGGAUUUUCUUGUUUGCGUGGUCCUAACUUGAGUUGUGUGGAUACACUUCAAAAUAUACUGUCUUGUCUUUUCAGGGCACCUAAACUAAUUAUGAAGCUCUAUAAUGUAAAAUAUACAUGGACUUCAAAUAAUUGGAUAUUGGGUUGUUCAAGGUUCUCCGACUUCAGUACACUGUCAGUAUGUGACAGUUGGAUGUAGACAACAUUGCAGCCAUGUCUGUAGAUUUAAAGGAUUUUUCUGUAAGCUGGAGAGUAGUUUAUUUUCAAGAAUGAUGUGUAAAUAAAUUCUUUCAUCUGAAUUUCAUACUUCAUAUGUAUUUUUUAAAUAUUGGAAUCAUCUUUUUUUUUUUAAUCAGUAGUGUAAAUCUGUAGUGAGGAUAGGGUAGCUAGACAUACUGUGGAAGACUUGCAGUAACCUUUACCAUAUUUUACCCGAAACAUUUAAUCUGUCACAUUUAUUGUGGCCUGAGGAGGCAGCAAAGUAACUGUAAAAUGCAUAUCACACUGUAUACAUGUAAUCUGAUACAAGUAACAUGUCUUCAUUUCAUUGUCCAGCAUAACAGGUGACAUUUUUCUGGAUUGGUAUGACUAGUGUCACAUGCUUUGUUGUUUCCUGCUUUGUUGGUAAACUGCAAGUGAAGUUGAUCUGUUCAUCAAAUAACUAUGUGACUGUUCACAUUCUGUACUGGCUCUAAAUGUAUUCAAGUUACUCUUAGCAGGUCUUAAUUAAAAGCAUUAUGCUACUAAUACUAUU